UUGAGCCGAGAAUGGUAACUUGUGUCGGAAUCGGAGCGCUCACAUCAGUGGCAUGCUUCAUGGAGAUAUGUACCACUCAUUGCCCUCUGAACUGCCGACAUGGACUGCAAACCCCAUGCUCUUUUUCUUAUCUUCUCUUCGUUCAUUUGCGGCGGACAACUGAGUAGCCAUCCCUCCAACGAAGUUAACCUGCUGGAUUCAAAAGCGAGUCAAGGGGAGCUGGGGUGGAUCUCUUAUCCAGCUCAUGGGUGGGAAGAGAUUAGUGGUGUGGAUGAAUACUACACACCUAUCCGUACCUACCAGGUGUGCAACGUGAUGGAGUACAGCCAGAACAACUGGCUGAGGACCAACUGGAUCCCACGUAAUUCUGCACAGAAGAUCUACGUGGAACUCAAGUUCACCCUGCGGGACUGCAAUAGCAUCCCCCUGGUCCUGGGCACCUGCAAGGAGACUUUCAACCUCUACUACAUGGAGACAGACGAGGACCAAGGCGUCAAGUUCCGGGAGCACCAGUUCACCAAGAUCGACACCAUCGCGGCGGAUGAGAGCUUCACGCAGAUGGACCUGGGUGACCGCAUCCUCAAGCUGAACACAGAGGUGCGGGAGGUGGGGCCCAUCACCAAGAAGGGCUUCUACUUGGCCUUCCAGGAUGUCGGGGCCUGUGUGGCCCUGGUUUCCGUGCGGGUCUACUUCAAAAAGUGCCCCUUCACAGUGAGGAACCUGGCCAUGUUUCCCGACACCGUGCCCAUGGAUUCCCAGUCCCUGGUGGAGGUGCGUGGCUCCUGCGUUAACAAUUCCAAGGAGGAAGAGUCACCCAGGAUGUACUGCAGCACAGAGGGGGAGUGGCUGGUACCCAUCGGCAAGUGUCUGUGUAACAUCGGCUUCGAGGAGAGAGGAGUCUCCUGCCAAGCUUGCAGACCUGGGUUCUACAAGUCCUCAUUGGAUAACCUGAAGUGUUCCAAGUGUCCUCCGCACAGCUACAGCCACCAGGAGGGGGCGGUCUACUGCAGUUGUGAGAAGAACUACUACCGGUCUGACAAGGACCCUGCCUCCAUGGCCUGCACAAGACCUCCCACUGCACCCAGGAAUGUCAUCUCUGUCAUCAACGAGACCUCAGUCAUCCUCGACUGGAGCUGGCCGGCCGACACGGGAGGCCGGAAGGACGUGUCCUUCAGCGUGGUGUGCAAGAAGUGUGGGUCGAGCGCCAGGCAGUGCGAGCCCUGCCGUGGGGCAGUAAGAUUCCUGCCCCGUCAGACGGGGCUGAAGAACACAACAGUGACUGUCGUGGACCUGCUGGCUCACACUAACUACAGCUUCGAGAUCGAGGCCCUGAACGGCGUCUCUUCCCUGGCCACUGCCCACCGCCAGUUUGCCACUGUCACCAUCACAACCAACCAAGCCGCUCCCUCUCCGGUCACUGUCAUCAGGAAGGACAGGACAUCCCGAAACAGCAUCUCUCUGUCCUGGCUGGAGCCUGAGCGACCCAAUGGCAUCAUUCUAGACUACGAGGUCAAGUACUACGAGAAGCAGGAGCAAGAGACAAGCUACACCAUCCUGAGAUCCAAAGGCACCAAUGUGACGCUCAACGGGCUGAAACCCGACACCACCUACCUGCUGCAGAUCCGAGCCCGGACGGCCGCCGGAUACGGGACCAGCAGCCGCAAGUUCGAGUUCGAGACCAGCCCUGACUCCUUCUCCAUCUCCAGUGAGAACAGCCAGGUGGUGAUCAUUGCCAUCUCUGCGGCCGUGGCCAUCAUUCUGGUGACUGUGGUGGUGUACGUCUUGAUUGGCAGAUUCUGUGGGUAUAGCAAGUCGAAGCAUGCCGACGAAAAGAGGCUGCACUUUGGAAACGGCCACCUAAAACUCCCAGGUAUCAGGACAUAUGUGGAUCCACAUACUUACGAGGAUCCCAACCAAGCUGUCCAUGAAUUUGCCAAGGAACUGGAUGCUGCUUGCAUAUCUAUUGACAAGGUGGUUGGAGCAGGUGAGUUUGGUGAGGUGUGCAGUGGACGCCUGAAGCUGCCCUCUAAAAAGGAGAUCUGUGUGGCCAUUAAGACACUGAAGGCGGGCUAUACUGAAAAGCAGAGACGGGACUUCUUAAGUGAAGCGAGCAUCAUGGGACAGUUUGAUCACCCCAACAUCAUCCGCCUGGAGGGCGUAGUCACUCGCAGUAAGUGUAAACCCGUCAUGAUUGUCACAGAAUACAUGGAGAAUGGGUCCUUGGACAGUUUCCUGCGAAAGCAUGAUGCCCAGUUCACGGUGAUCCAGCUGGUGGGCAUGCUGCGGGGCAUCGCCUCAGGGAUGAAGUACCUCUCUGACAUGGGCUACGUGCACCGAGACCUGGCCGCCCGCAACAUCCUGGUCAAUAGCAACCUGGUCUGCAAGGUGUCCGACUUCGGGCUGUCCCGCGUGCUGGAGGACGACCCUGAGGCUGCCUACACCACCCGGGGUGGCAAGAUCCCAAUUCGGUGGACAGCACCAGAAGCCAUUGCCUACCGCAAGUUCACCUCAGCCAGUGAUGUGUGGAGCUAUGGCAUUGUUCUGUGGGAAGUGAUGUCAUACGGAGAGAGGCCCUACUGGGAGAUGUCCAAUCAGGAUGUGAUCAAAGCAGUGGAUGAAGGCUAUCGGCUCCCACCCCCCAUGGACUGCCCGGCUGCCCUCUAUCAGCUGAUGCUGGACUGCUGGCAGAAGGACAGGAACAACAGGCCCAAGUUCGAGCAGAUUGUGAGCAUCCUGGACAAGCUCAUUCGGAACCCCAGCACCCUGAAGAUCAUUGCCAACACGGCUUCAAGGCCCUCCAACCUACUGCUGGAUCGGAACAGCACAGACAUCUCUGCUUUGCGCUCCAUGGGGGACUGGCUGGAGAGUAUUCGCUCAGUGCCCUGUAAGGACACUUUCACAGGGGUCAGUUACAGCUCAUGUGACACGCUGGCCAAGACGUCUACAGAGGACUUCAAGAAGAUUGGCGUGACAAUUGUAGGACCUCAAAAGAAGAUUGUAAGCAGCAUUAAAGCACUUGAAACACACACAAAGAACGGACCUGUUCCCGUGUAAAACUAAGAUUUUGAAGCUGCUUGGGGUUUUAAAAAUGGAUCUAAAAUAUAAAAAGAACAGAAGCGAGUGGAAAAUAAAACGUUUAUAUAAAGGAAUGCUGUGGACAGCAACUUCAGGGAACAGUGACAAUGACACAGAGAGGUCCUAUGGUCUGGAGAAGAGUUGCAUAGCACUCCCAGUUCCCAUAGCUCUUUGUCUCUGUGCAGAGAAAGAUGUUCCAUUGCUACCGGUAAGAGUUGCCUUAAUACAGAAGCACACAAGGGCAGGCCUUGCUACAGAGUGAUAAUAUCUCUGAAAGCAGUUACCACCAGUCCUGGAGUGGCAUGCAUGCUCUAGAUGAGAGGCACCAUAAAGCACAGCUCGGAGCCAAGACUAAUGGUUGAAACUUCGGCUUGCACACCCACAUCGAGAGAAAGGUUACGAGCUGCGAGCAGGGACCUUGUGCUAUGCUUACCAUUUAAUCUUUUCCAAAUGGUCGCCAAUGCAGGCCCUUUGCAUGCAACAGGGGAGUGUUUGGACACCUUUAAUAGCAUAUAACAAGAAAAGCUCCCAUCACUGGAAACACAACUCACGGGCUUGAAGACAAACCCAGGAAAAUAGUUUAUGUAUGCUCCAGCUCCAGCUCCCGAUCUGAAUAGAUGAGGAAGGUAGAUCAAUCUAACCUCCAUGCUAUAGUGUUCAUUGUAGCUGGGGAAUGGACUGGUGCAUGGAAGCAGAAUCAGAGGAAGUUACUUCAGAAUGGGAGGAAAGUCCAAACGUUCGGUGGUGAUAAAAUGUGGUCAGGAAAGGAUCAGAGAGUCCAGUUGUAUGGAACCCAAACUCAGAUACCAUAAAACAGACAAGAGUAGUACUCUCUCAUCAUCAAUAUCAGAAUCAUUACAGGUGGAUAUUGGAAAACAAUUGGCUCAUUUUAUCAAUUCAUUGCAACUGCAGCUACUAUAGGUGUAAACUUCCUUCUUGUUUUAAAGUAAAUGUAAUUCCUGUGCAUUUUCUAACAAAUAUCUGAAAUAUCUGGUUUUACCAUUCUAUAAAACAGAAAAUCUUUACAUCAUUUAAGUAGUUUUUGAAAACAGAUAACUAUAAUAAAGGAGUACAUAAUGUGCAUAUUCAUGUAAGAUAAAAAGUUCUCUUUUAAAGCAUGUACAGUAUCAAACAAUGCAGGGAAACUGUAGUACUUUCAGGUUUUGAUUUAUAACAUUACAACACAAUGAGGAUGGCUUUCUGUCUGGUCUGAAUGUUGGUUUUAUUUAGAAAAAAAUAUAAACAUAGUAUAAAGGCAACAUUCACAAACGGCGUUGAUGAAACAAUAUUUAUGAAAUAUUUCAAAAUGAAUAUUUAAUACAGUAUGCAAUAAAAAGACUAUAAUAUUCAGAAACCUGGGCUGAAUAUAAAAGGAACCAGCAAGAAGUAUUCUAGAGAAGCCAUGGAAUUUAUCAUUUCUCAGGCAGCAUUAUAGUAAACGUUAUCUUUUGCUUAUUUACUGUAGCUUUUCAAUAUCAUAGAUCCCACUCAUCAACAUUCAACAAACAAUUUUAAGAACCAAAUCUGUUUAACUUGCAUGAUAUGCUAUAUAGAUAUUUUGUGUUAUACACAAGAUGGAAAUUAUCAACAAAUCAUGUAUUUCAAGAUGUUUUGACCAAAAGUAGUUCAAUAUUGCUUUUCUUUCUACAACAAAUUCCUUUUGAAUUAUUUUAUUACACAAAUAACUUCAUUACUUGUGAAUACGUUAAAAUAAUAAAUUAAUAGUAAAAUACAUAUUAAAUGCAUUUAUCACCUUAAACAAUCAAUAACAAUACUAAUGAUAAUACAUAGUAAUCAAUGAUGAUGAUGAUGAGAAAGAGAACUAAAGCUGGGAGAAAAUGUCAAGCAACUUUCUGUCACAGUUUAGCCCUCAGAAAAACAGUACCAGAAGGUGCCAAAUCCAAUUGACAUUUUCAGAACCAACCCAAAAUCCCCCCACCCUGACAACACCUUUCCAAAGCAUAGAUUCUGACAUCUGUGGCUGUAUAACCAAGCGGGUUCUGGGUCUGGGAAAGUGUGGUCUUGGAUUACAAAGAGCAUUUCAUUAAACAAUCUAGAAAGGUGGAUAAAUGCCUUAAACAUUUCCCUUAAUAAAACGUAUACCAAUAAAAUGCCACAAUAUAUUGCAUUGCCCUAAUUGAGCAUCAAUGUUGUUAGCUGUAUGUUAUUCUUUUAAGGCCAUAAUGUAUUUUCACUAGUUUACCAUCCUACUACAUACACGUCAGCUCUUAGAAUUGUAUUUUGCUGUUUUGUAUGCUUAAAGGUCUGUAAACUACAGUAUUUUAGAAUUUGAGACACUGUUGACCAUAUUUGAUAUCACUACAGUCUCCCAGUCAAGAAGAGCAUUGAUGACCCAGGGCAUUGAAGGUUAUUGAUGUGCCAUGUUGUCACCAUGGAAACUAACCUUUUUGUUUUGCUUUCUUAAGCAAGAAUUUUCUUUGGAAGUUUUCAUUAGGUCAGACAUAGAAACAAAGUUCACUGGGACAACAGCUUUAAACUGGUAUUUGAUUGCAUGAUGAAUGCAUUUUCAGUGAGUUCUCAGGAUGUUUCAGGUAAACUAAGGCUUCUAGGUGUCAGAUGUGAAUUAGACAGAAAAUAAUAAAACAUGAAGGUAAAUGCACUCCAAGAAUGAGCCCAUAGAGUGUCAGCCCUGUUUUAGGAUAUACACAGCAGAUAUUUAUGGAUAUCUGCUGUGUAGACGAUAUCGAAAGAUAAGAGCAGCAUUCUCCUUACAUGUUUGGACUCUUUCCACCUGAGACUUGUCCUUCCAUAGUGAGGAGCCCACAGUUCUUACGCCUCUACAACAUAUUUAGCCAUAGUGUCACAGAGGCCCAAUAUUCAGGCAGAAGGAGGCCUCCAGUGUCUCGAUAAACUCUUCAGAAACCAGAACACUCCAACAUUGUAAGCUACUGCAAGAGAAGUACAGUAAGAUGUCUCAUUAGCAGGGCCUCAGGCUAAUUAACCAUGAAAUCAUGGAGCUAUGGGGCAUUGUAUGGGGAAUGGAUUGGUAAUAGAAAUCCAUUUUCUAAGUUAAUCAUAAACAUUUUCUCCUCAGCCACUCUUUUGGAUCAGAAGAUGAAAGAUAAUCUUAAAAUCUUAUUGUGCUUUUAGAAUGAAAGAAUGUGAACUCCUUCUUAUCCCAGCACACAAUCCAUGCCAAUAAAAGGACAGAAUAAUGGAAUUUACAAAUUCUAAGCCUGGAGGGGUUUGCUAGGUGUUAGUUUAGCAAUCCACAAGGAACAAAUGGAAAUAACAACUGAACUAUAAAGGCCAGUGGUGUUAAAAGGAGAUCAUGAGAGAAUAGGGAAGAUUGACUAUGUACUGUAGGUAGAAGCUGGCAUCGUAUUCCACUACUCUUUGUUAAAGUGUAUUGUGUUGUUCUCAAAGACAAGAUAGAAAACUAUUUAAUGCCAUCUUUUUUAACAGACCUUCACGUUGUUUCACACUUCAGACAGCAGUUUUCUCUGAUCAGUGCCAUUUUGAAAUCAGCACGAAAAAAAGCGUAUACCCUGUGUCCUUCAAACUGCUUGUGAAUGACAAUGUUCCCUACAGUAUUAGCUUGUAUAUAUGUAAACAUGAUAUUGUAAUAUUAGCAGCAGUGAAACUAGCGGUACUGUCAUUUACAUGGCCAUCUCUUUGUACAGACUUCGCUAUUUAAAAAUAUAUGAGGGAAACAUUUUUAAAAUUUGUGUAUCAUAUUAUCUUUUUUUUUGUUUUUUAUACAUUCAGAAACAAUUAUAAUUUACAAAUGUAUUAUUUAUUUGUUAACAUAUCCUGUGCAAAGUUUAAGAGUUUCGUUUUGUAGCAUACAGUAAAUUAUGACCUUUUGUGCCAGGUUUUUACUGAUGUUCUGUAUUUGCUUUUAAAUAUGUGUUUUAAUGAACAUUAUUCUCUUUGCUCGCACCCUUUCCACCCCUCUGCUCCCCUUUCUUUAUUUAGACCUUACGUGUACAAAUGUAGAUGGCCUACUACUAAUGUAAAAUGAUUUGUAGUGGAAACAUUUAUAUUUUUAUAAUAAACAUAAUGAGAAUAUUUUUUAAAGAAUGGACAUGCUGAGAAGAUGUAGUUUCCUUGUUUGUUCUGGAUUUAUUUGUCC
Lepisosteus oculatus (spotted gar) is the source of this 7171-nucleotide messenger RNA. It is a transcript of the gene epha3, whose product is annotated as eph receptor A3. Gene Ontology annotation, molecular function: protein binding; ATP binding; transmembrane-ephrin receptor activity. The record is from RefSeq and is a predicted model, not a curated record. Gene Ontology annotation, biological process: ephrin receptor signaling pathway; axon guidance; protein phosphorylation. NCBI's taxonomy places the organism in Eukaryota, Metazoa, Chordata, Actinopteri, Semionotiformes, Lepisosteidae. Gene Ontology annotation, cellular component: plasma membrane; dendrite.